AUGGCGGACGUUCGAACACAGUCACACCAGCUUAUAGUGCAUCCUCAACGCCAACACGAAGGCGGCAUCAAAGUCCUUCACUCCCAGUCUGGCCCUUCUUCCACUCAGGUUCUAGCCGUGGUGGGUGGUGUACCGGUUGGAGGGGCGCUACUGCUUCUAGCCGGUUUGACAUUAGCCGGUUCGGUCAUCGGUUUAAUGCUAGCAUUCCCGUUGUUCCUCAUCUUUAGUCCGGUGAUCGUACCAGCAGCGUUUGUGAUUGGUCUAGCUAUGACUGGAUUUUUUACGUCAGGGGCAAUAGGUCUCACGGGACUAUCAUCGAUGUCGUGGGUGCUCAACUUCUUCCGUAGGGCAAGGGAGCGUAUGCCGGAGGAGCUGGAGGAAGCGAAGCAGCGUUUGGCUGACAUGGCUGAGUAUGUGGGACAGAGGACUAAAGAUGCUGGACAAACCAUUGAAGACAAAGCUCAUGAUGUCCGAGAGACCAAGACUCAUGAUGUCCGAGACCGAGACACCAAGGGUCAUAGAGGAGACACCAAAACUACUCACGAGGUCCGAGUGGCCUCUACGUAA
Molecule: messenger RNA, 567 nt
Organism: Arabis nemorensis
Lineage: Eukaryota; Viridiplantae; Streptophyta; Magnoliopsida; Brassicales; Brassicaceae
Source: the annotation of a GenBank genome assembly